Molecule: messenger RNA, 372 nt
Organism: Adineta steineri
Lineage: Eukaryota; Metazoa; Rotifera; Eurotatoria; Adinetida; Adinetidae
Source: the annotation of a GenBank genome assembly
AUGUUACCGAUGAAUAAUAAUCAAGCAAAUUUUGUACAAGAACAACGUUAUAUUGAACAAGAACGGCCACUUAAAUCACAUAUCGGUCUUGCUCUACUCGCUUUAUUAAUAUUUCCACCUGUUGGUAUCGUUGCUAUGAUUUUAAGUAUAUGGUCUCUAUGUGGUCAACAAGAUCGAGAUUUGUCGAGGAAAUUUGGCAAUGCUGUUUAUUGGAUAUCUCUAUUGUCUAUCUGUUUAUCAUUUCUUCUUCUUUUUACACUUUUCACUUACUUUACUUAUCAAUAUUUAAUCAAUCGAUCAAUUAUUACUAGACAAUCUCUAACUAAUUAUCGAACAUAUCGACCACUAAUAAAAGAUACAGACUAUAUUUAG